This is a messenger RNA of Ochotona princeps (American pika), 4653 nucleotides long. It is a transcript of the gene PKD1L3, whose product is annotated as polycystin 1 like 3, transient receptor potential channel interacting. Lineage: Eukaryota; Metazoa; Chordata; Mammalia; Lagomorpha; Ochotonidae. Gene Ontology annotation, cellular component: membrane. Gene Ontology annotation, biological process: detection of mechanical stimulus; kidney development. The transcript has 29 exons. Bases 1 to 4653 code for a protein of 1550 amino acids. The record is from RefSeq and is a predicted model, not a curated record. Gene Ontology annotation, molecular function: calcium channel activity; protein binding.
AUGAGGUCCCCACCUUUGGGACCCUUCUGGCAUGAUGAAGAUGUGUUCACUGGUCGUCAGGUGCAGAUCACAAACAACACGGCACGGAAUGUGAGCAGAGCCGCGCAGGGUGUGCCAGCUCCCAGGGAACUGCAGGAAGCCUGUCAGGUGCUCCAGGGGCUGAGGACCUUGGGCUCCAGGGUCUUUCAGCCCGCUCAGGCCAGGAUUAUCCAUGCACUGAUUGAUCUGCACAAGCAGUUGCUGGCGGACCCAGACCCGUUCCAGAACAGCAGCCUGGAUGUCUCAAUGCCUGUGACCUCCUGUCCAUUUCAGCAGGAAAUGAGGGAAGCCGGAGAAGGAAGUUGGCAAGGACACGGACAGCUGGUGGAGGACGUCCUGGAGUUGUCCCUGAUGGCUCUUGGGAAGCUCCAGCAAGCAUUUGUCCAGUGGAACCAGGUGUCUGGGUCUUCUGUCACUGUGACCUCCUCCUCUGCUGUUGUGAUGCUGAGCAGCCAGAACGCAUCCACGUUGCCUCUGAGCUCCUUCGCUGUGGGCGGCCCAGCACCUGUGAGGCUCGGCUUCCCGUCGGCCACGGCUCUGGAGGAGCUCCUGAAGAGGCACCCGGGCGUGAGCGUCCAGGUCACAGGUCUGGCGUUCAAUCCCUUCGAGGAUUUGGAUGACAAGAACAUCGUUGGGAGCGUGGGAACUGUGUUGCUAAGCUCUGAUCAUAAAUUACUCCAUGUCCAUGGCUUGAUGGAAGACAUUGAGAUCAUGCUCUGGAGAAACAACAGCCUGGACACCCACCCCACCAGCCUCAACCUCAGCACCAGCCGCUUCGUGAUCGCGCUGAACGUCACCUCCACGGACAAGACCCUGCUCGUGAGCCUGCAGCCCGAGGCGCCCCUCUCCGUGACACUCCACCUGGGCUUCCAGCAGCCGCCAGAGCCCACCAGCUCCCCCCACAACAUCACCCUGCCCAGGGACCAGGUGUGGCAGAAAGAUGAGGAGUACACCUGGGUGCUGACCCCAGAGAGCCUGCAGUACGGGACAGGCACCUACUACAUAACCGCUGUGUUGGAGGGUGACACACAGAGCACCCUGGUCUCCGUGGUGACAGCCGUCACCCAGUGUUACUUCUGGAACAGCCACGAGAGGGCGUGGAAGAGCAACGGGUGCCAGGUCGGAGCGCGGAGCACGGUUCGCAGGACGCAGUGUCUCUGUAACCACCUGACCUUCUUCGGCAGUGACUUCUUCAUCCUGCCCAGGACGGUGAACGUCGAAGACACGGUGCAGCUGUUCCUGCGUGUGAGCAGCAACCCUGUCGGGGUGUCGCUGCUGGCCAGUCUGCUGGCCUUCUACGCGACCCUGGCUCUGUGGGCUUGGAGAAAGGACCAGGCGGACGCACAGAAGGUGAAGGUCACCAUGUUGGCCGACAGUGACCCUGGCGGGCGCUUCCACUACCUGAUCCAGGUCUACACGGGCUAUCGCAGAAGGGCUGCUACGACGGCGAAGGUGGUCCUCACCCUGUAUGGCUCCGAGGGACGGAGUGAGCCCCAUCACCUGGCGGAUCCCCACAAGCCGGUGUUUGAACGAGGGGCCCUGGAUGUCUUCCUUCUCGCCACCCGGAGCCCUCUAGGGCAGCUGCACAGCCUGCGGCUCUGGCACGACAAUUCCGGCGCCAGCCCUGCUUGGUACGUGACCCGGGUCGUGGUCAGUGACCUGACACUUCAGAGGAAGUGGCACUUCCUGUGCCACUGCUGGCUGGCCGUGGACUUGGGGGACUGUGAGCGGGACCGGAUCUUCCUUCCGGCGUCCCACGGAGAGCUGCUGUCCUUCAGACACCUGUUUCCCUCCGUGAUGGUGGAGAAGUUCACCCAGGAUUACCUGUGGCUCUCGGUGGCCACCCGGCACCCCUGGAGUCCAUUCACGAGGGUGCAGCGGCUGAGCUGCUGUGUGACGCUGCUGCUUUGCAACAUGCUUAUCAACGUCAUGUUCUGGAAGGCCAACGCUGCCGUGGCCGGGCAGGAGGCGCCAAUGGGCCCGCUGGCUGUGACCUGGUCCGAGCUGCGCAUCAGCCUCCAGACGGCCGUCAUCCUUUUCCCCAUCAACCUGGUGGUGGGGCGGCUCUUCCCGCUGACACAGCCCCAGGAGGCCCUGCCUCCCGCCCCCCAGGCCUGGGCCCCCUGCCUCUCAGAUGCACCUGCUGAGCCCCCCUCUCUCACAGAGGUCAUCGAGGAGCUGAGAGAGACAGUGGGGUUCCUGCUCAGGAGACCCGGGAACAUGCUCCCGGAGUGUGAACACCCCCCCGCUGGUGUCCAGGACGUGAGCGAGCUGGUGAAGUUAUUGUCAAGCCUCGUGUGUUCACAGCUCAAGGAGCAAGGCAGCCGUCGGCCAGCUGGGCCUCGCGGGGCCAGUGCAGCUCCCGAGAACCAACGCCUUCUCAGCUGCUACCUGCUCGGAGUGGUGGAGAGGCUGCAGUCCCGGCUGGGUGCACUGAGCCCAUCCCAGGUACCCUCUCCCGGCGACGUCCAGGAGGCGGCCAGCCAACUGCGCAGACUCCGGGACCUGCUGCGCACCCGGACAGUGCCCGUGGAGCAGGAUGUGUCCAGGGAGGUGACCUGCUUCCCCCUCCUGAGCCCGGAAGCUGAGCGGAACCCCAGCAUUGCUGGCUGGUGCCAACGGCUGUCCUACGCCUCCUGGACGCUCCUGAGCGUCGCUGGCCUGGCUGCUGCCUUUUUCACCGCCCUCUACAGCUUGGACUUGAACAAGGACCAAGCCAGCAGCUGGGUCGUCUCGAUGAUGCUGUCAGUGGUGCAGAACAUCUUCAUCAGCCAGCCGGUCAAGGUGGUCAUUCUCACCUUCGGGCUGUCACUGCUGAUGAAGAGGGUGCCGUGGCUCAACAGAGAGAGCGAACAGCAGACGAGGAGGAUCCUGGCCCUCGCCGCGAAGUGCUCGUCCUCACCACCGGCUUCAAGAGACCGAAACAACCCCGUCUACGUGGCCCCCACCAUGCACGGCCCUGCCAGGUGCCCAGCGGGAGCUGUGGGAAGGAGGAGGAUCUGCAGGAUAGCCGCAGGCAUCAUGGUACAAACCCUCUUCCUCGUCCUGCUGAUGACCAGAACCUACUCUGCGCAGAACUCCAACCGAUUUUACCUCCACCAGGCCAUCCGGAAGAGCUUAGCCCCUGGCUUUGCCAAGAUCAGACUGCUGGAGGAGUUCUACCCUUGGGCCAGGCACAGUCUCCUUCCUCACCUGUUUGGUGAUGGCAGAGGGUUCAUCACCGACGGGAACUGCUUCCUCCUGGGCAACAUCCUACUCCGUCAGAUCCGCACCCCUGGCGCUCCUCCCUGUGACCCUGGGGCAGCCUCCCAGCAGCAGCCAGGGGAUACAGAGGGCUGCAGUGUCAGCUGGGGGCCUCCCGAGGCCAACAACACAGCACCCGGGAGCCCAUGGCACCCUCAGGAUGAGGAGACCCAGCACGACCAUCCCAUCCAGGGGGAGUUUGCCACUUACUCGGGAGGCAGCUACGCCGUGAGGCUGGGGAGAAACUCCACGGCUGCAGCCAGGGUCCUGCAGCACCUCCAGCAGUGGCACUGGCUGGACCGGCGCACCAGGGUCCUCUGCUUGGAGUUUGUGGUCUUCAAUGCCAACGUGAACCUGCUCUGCACGGUGACCCUGACCCUGGAGUCCAGUGACGUGGGUGCUUUAUUCAGCUCUGUAAGCGUGGACAGUCUGCCUGCCCUGCAGGCCUCCCAGAUGGGCAUUGGCUGGGACGUCAUCUCCCAGGUCCUGUAUCACCUGCUGGUCUGUUACUACGCCUUUGUCCAGGGUUGGAGGCUCAAAUGCCAGGGCUGGCGGUUCCUCACACAGAAGAGAAACGUCCUGGACACCAGUGUGGUCCUCAUCAGCUUUGUCAUCUUGGCGCUUGACAUGACGCGGAUUUCUCUGCACCAGAAGCACAUGGCCCAGCACCGGCAGGACCCGGAUGGGUUCGUCAGCUUCUCCGAGGCGCUGAGUGUGAACUGUGCCACCACCUACCUGGUGGGCAUCCUUGUGCUCCUGGCAACGCUGCAGCUCUGGCACCUGCUGCACCAUGACGCCAGGCUGCAGGUCAUCAGCAGGACACUGAGCAAAGCCUGGGAUGAGGUGACAGGCUUUCUGCUCAUCAUCCUGGUCCUGCUGACCGGCUAUGCCAUCGCUUUUAACCUGCUGUUUGGAUGGAGCAUCUCCAACUACCGGACGUUCAUCAACUCAGCGGUGACCGUUGUGGGGCUUCUCGUGGGAGUUUCUCACCACAAAGAGGUUAUUGCCUUAGAUCCAGUCCUGGGCGGCUUCCUCACCCUCACCAGCGUUGUCCUGAUGGUGCUGGUGAUCAUCAAUCUGUUUGUUUCUGCUAUCCUCAUGGCCUUUGGACGAGAGAGGAAGUCCCUUAAGAGGGAAACGACCCUAAUAGACGUGCUGCUGCACAAGCUCUCGGGUCUGCUGGGAAUCCGGCGGCACCAGCAGCCCCGCCCCCCGCGGCCGUGCCGGAGUGCCGGCAGGAGGAAGAGGGCCAUGCACGAGGAGCGGCGGCCCUGCCUGCGAGAGCCCAGCUCCAGGAGCCGUCCCGUGGCUUCCCGCGUCGGCCUCCCCCACUCCCGCUCUCCCCACCAGUUCUGCACGGACACUUCCUGA